AUGUUGGGCCUUUGCAAAGCCCAACCGCAUUAUCCCUUAGAUUCCGUUGACAUACUUGCAAUUGAUAGCCUCCCGUACCUCAGAGCGUGGCUAGAGAAAAAUCCACAAGCUGGCUGCACACUCGAGAAAGCUGUCAAGCGGAAGGAAUGGAGUGACUUGAGCAUUGACCAGCGGAAUGAGUAUAUCGAUGCUGUUGUGUGCCUCCAGGGUCAGCCUGCUUUGAUGAGCAGCCAGGCCCCUGGGGCAAAGAGCCGUUACGAUGACUAUGUCGCGGUCCACAUCCAACAAACUCCGAGGAACCACAUGUCGACGUUCUUCCUCCCGUGGCACCGAUAUUUUGUUUGGCACUACGAGCAUGCGUUGAGGACGGAGUGCAACUACACUGGAUAUCAACCUUAUUGGAACUGGGACCGUUAUGCAAAAGACCCGGUCAACUCCCCGCUCUUCGACGGCAGCGAAGGUAGUAUGGGUAGUAAUGGCGUCUUCGAACCACAUGAUGGCGUCCAGAUCCCAGGUUAUCCCAUGCCUCCAGGCGACGGUGGCGGCUGCGUCACUAACGGGCCGUUCAAAGAUAUGGUCGUCAACCUCGGCCCGGUCGCACCCAGUCUCAAGGUCCAACCUAACCCGCAAUCCGAUGGACUCGGCUACAACCCACGCUGCUUGCGCCGCGACAUCAACAAAUACGCCGCUGCCGUGACCACAGCCAAUUACACCUAUGAUCUGAUCACAAACAACCAUCAGAUCUACUGGUUCCAAACCGUCAUGGAAGGUCAACCCCAGCUAAAGAAAUGGGGCGUGCACACCGGCGGCCAUUAUACGGUCUCUGGCGAUCCGGCCGGAGAUUUUUACGUCAGUCCAGGAGACCCCAUGUUUUGGCUACAUCACGCCAUGAUUGAUCGUGUGUGGUGGAUCUGGCAGAUGCAAGACUUGGAAACGCGGCUGGCGCAGGUGAGCAUGACGAAAACAAUGAUGAACAUUCCGCCGAGUGAGAAUGGGACGCUGGAUGACUUGAGUGGGUUGGGGUUGUUGGCGGAGGAUGUGAAGGUCAGGGAGUUAAUGAGUACAAUGGGGGGUUUAGGAGGGAAGUUUUGUUAUUUGUACGAGUAG
Messenger RNA from Dichotomopilus funicola, 1107 nucleotides. RefSeq lists its product as uncharacterized. The record is from RefSeq and is a predicted model, not a curated record. The transcript has 6 exons. Bases 1 to 1107 code for a protein of 368 amino acids. Gene Ontology annotation, molecular function: oxidoreductase activity. NCBI's taxonomy places the organism in Eukaryota, Fungi, Ascomycota, Sordariomycetes, Sordariales, Chaetomiaceae.